UUUAUUUUCCUCCAGUGCACACUUCGAGCUUUCUUUUAUUAUCGUUUUUAAAAUAAACAAGCAGCGCUUGGUUACAGUUAUAAAAACGCGGGCUAGGUGUUCGGAGCGCUCCAAACAACUCCAAAUUCCCUAGAAGAACCAUUGAGGCGUAUAUCUAUAUUUACAGUCAUACAGAUAUACACCUGAUACACCUCUUGAUCAUCAUUACCAACCCAGAGACUAGUACGGGCACUAAGGGCAGUUGGGCAAAAAGAGAGUAGUAUAAGAUUAUUAGUUGAUGUUUAGAAGGUAGUAGAAGUAGGAAGCAAAAAGCGGAAGGAGAUGAAGGCCGAAGAGAAGUUGAUCUUCUCCAAGAUCGUGCAGCACCUGGCCAGGUCGCUAGCUGCAAUCAAUGACACACCCUGGGAAAAGGUCAACUGGUUGUUCAAAAGAUGCCCACAAGAGAUGGGUGGUAUAUUCAGGCUGGACCAGAGAGGCCAAGAUGCCACUAUUGCACUUGGCAUUUAUUUUCUCGAGUCUGGGCUACAGCAUCGGGAAAAAAUUUUGCCCUAUUUGCUAAAGCUACUCCGAGGAUUGCCCAAAGCCAUGUGGCUGGACGAAAAUCCAUGCGUACCCCUUGGCAAGAUACCAGUUGCGGAGCGUUUUAGUUUUUGUUUGAAUACUCUACUGACUGACAUUGCUGCGAGAUGUGAGCCAGUCAGGGAGGAGAUUAUUGCCUCCCAGGUGGAGAUUCUUGCUGCUCUGACCAAUCUGAUCAAAGGCAGCAUUGAUCAGAGCAAUGGUAGAGCUAUGCAAGUGAAACUCACAUUGUGCAAGUGUUUGGUUCCAAUACUAAUUGGAUUGGCAAGAUCUAUGGGUAGGUUUGCCUAUGAGGGUCAGCCACUGCUGUGCAGGAUAUUUCCUAGACCGGAGCCACCAAUACCAGAAUGCAAGACGGAUUGCCAUCCUUUGCCCGAGAAGAAGCGUCACGCGUUUUCAAACUUUCGGUCGAUUAUUCCGCGUUCGUUGAGUAGUGACUUGAAUCCCAGAUUAAACACAAGUAACAAUCAGCCUGGUUUUAUUCCCACUCACGAAGCAUCUGUUACGAAAAGGCCACUGUUAAAGUCAUACCUAUCCGUGCCGUACGAUCCUACAGAAUAUUUUUUCAAUCGCUACGGGUCUAGUUUUAAUCAGUUUCCUCAAAUGAGGUGCAAUGAGACUACAGGCAGAGCAGGCUUGCAGUUUAGCGUGGUGCAUUUGCAAAGUGUUCUUUCACUCGCAAAAAAGUUACUUACUAAGGAAACCUUGACUUUUCUAGAUGAGGAGGCUCAACAGGUUUAUUUGUCGAGACAAGUACAAAUUUUUCCAUAUCGUACCUUUAGCGAAACCAUGAACUUAGUGAUGGUAGCUCUCCUGCGCGAGCUUCUUCAAGGUCAGCGUGACCUGCCGGCUCCAUUUACGCGAGACGUGCAGGAAUUCAUGAAGGGUUUAUUUUUGUCUGGUCAAACUGAACUACAGUCGAGGCAGCAACAUUAUGCUAGCGAGAGAGAAGAUACGGACACGGAUCACAAAACUGUCAACAGAUUUAAAAUGAACGUUAUGGCGAAUUCCGCUUGCGUGGAUAUUUUAGUUUGGGCUAUUGGUGAUGAAACUGGAGCCGAUAGCUUAUGCAGUCGAUUGACGGAAAAGAUAUACUCGAACUACAGUCACAAAUUGGUUCUGGCACACAUGCCCCUUCUAAUGGUCUGCCUCGAUGGUCUCGGAAAGCUUGCUCAGAAAUUCCCCAACAUCGCCACUACCUCGAUUUACAAUCUUCGUGACUUUCUGGUGACGCCAUCGCCCAUACUUUUGAAACUUCACAAACAAUGCUACGAACAAUCGCGGAAUCAUUUCAAAGUCACGGUAAAGGACGUUGAAGUGGGAUCCUCGAGGGAGAGAUCGACACCCAUGGAAAUGGCAUUCGAGACUCUGAGAGAUGCAGCAAUCAGAAAUCUCUGCAUAGCUUUAGAGGCUGCGUACUCUGUGGAUUCGGACUGCGUGCCCGCGCUGGUUGCGAGCGUAUCAAAUAGAUUGUUUACCGCAGAGAAAAACGACAGGGCGCAAGAUGAUUUGAGCGAGAACGAAGAGAAACUGACGAGCGAUCUCAUUUCCACCAAUAUUGUUAUUAUGAUGGGUCACGUGGCAGUGGCCUUGAAAAAUAAACCAAAGUCAACUCGACCAAUACUACAGUUUUUCCAGCAAAGAUUUUGUCACUCGCCCGGUCGUCCGGAUUUAGAUACUCUCAUAGUCGAUCAGCUUGGCUGCAUGGUCAUAGCUAAAUGUGAAGCAAAGGUGCACGAAGAAAUAAUGAAAAUGUUUGCUCUCACUUUAGCUUCGAAUGACGAUCGCAAGCAAUAUCGUCACGUCUGCGGUGCAGUGACAAAUGCUUUGGCCAACAUAGCAGCUAAUCUCGAAGGUGAAACUGAACUGAACAACCUGCUGCUCAGGCUCCUUGAGCUUUUCGUUCAAAUUGGCCUCGAAGAUAAACGAACAUCCGACAAAACUAAUAACAACAUAGCAACGCGGUCGAGAAGCAACGCUGGCAACCUCGGUGUUUUGAUACCCAUACUGGCGAUCUUACUGCGCCGGCUACCACCAAUCACCAACCCACGGCAUCGCGUUUUCAAAUUAUUCAAAGACUUUUGGUUAUACUGCGUGAUACUUGGUUUCGCGGAUCCAAAUCCAAGGACGCGACUCUGGCCAGCAGACUGGCACGAGGCUGUCAAAGAAAUCGCCGUCAAGUCGCCCUACCUCGUAUCUCACAGUUCGCGUAUCGAGAUGCGUGAGCUUCAGUACACAUCGGUCGUGCGCAACGACGGCAUAUCAAUAAACGAAGUGCAAGAGCUCAGGAGUCAAAUUCUCAAAUUGAACAACAGAUCCAGCGAAAUAACGACGUACGUGUCGAAGUUGCAGUUUGCUCAGUGCACGUACUUGCUUUCCGUUUACUGGUUGGAGACGCUACGAGUGGCAAACAGCCCGGAACCGAGUCUCCAGCCGAUUAUGGAGUAUUUGAGCGAUGCGGAAAUACAGAAGGAUAAAAACGGCAUGUGGCAGUGCAUUUGCAGCGUCGGUGAUUCGGUCUUUGCUAAAUUCAAGGACGUGAUGCAGCGAAAGCCUAAGAACGAGCAGCGCGAACGCGAGCUCGAAAGUCACGCGAUGUUUCUACUCGUCAACUUCAAUAACGUGCACAAGCAAAUCAGACGAGUUGCUGACAAGUACCUGAGUGCGCUGGUGGACGCGUUUCCGCACCUCUUGUGGAACUGUAGGGUCCUCUGGUACAUGCUCGAUAUUCUGCAGGCGCUGUCGUUUUCAUUGGAUCUCGAUCCUAACGAAGAAACACCCGUGAUUAAGGUUGCUGGCAUGCCUUUUGGUAUUCAAUUGAUGGAGAGCCUCGAUGCUAGAGAGAGUAUCGUCAAAGACUUUACGCUGCGUUGCAAAGGCAUCGUCCAAGAGGCAAUGAAGUGGGCUCCGCAAGCUACGAGAUCGCAUCUUCAGGAGUACAUAAAACACCUGCAAUCCUCAGAGGAAGCAUACCACGCGAGCCUCGCUCUCGACACAGAUUCAGUCCUUGAGCUUGUAGACCUCACUGGACCAAGCUCUACCGUUGGUCCAUCAACUGGUAACUCACUUGACAAACGAUUAAAAGCCAAGGGCCAUUUGUUGUCAAUGAUGACGACUCGCUCGUGGUAUGCCGGCGAGGUAGCCGGAAUGCUGAAUCUCGUAAAAAGCGAAUCUUCCAUCAAGGAUCAGCAACGCAGUGAUGAAGAAAACGCGAAUACUUUGGUUAACCGAUUGAUGGACGAGCUCUGGCGUGCCUGCCGUAACAAGGACGAGAAUGAGCACCGAAGCGCUCUGUGGCGGGCCACGGCUCUACUCAUAUCGAUACCGGGUAUCCAUAGACGGCUGUUGCACACGGUCGCCUGGUCCCAAGUCGAGCUCUUCUCCAAGUCAGCGAUGACUGCCGCUGUGGAGUGCUGGCAGUGGAUCCUGACCGCACGAUCGGACCUGAAACUUCGUUUCUUGCAAGAGAUGCUCGCGGCGUGGCAGUACACCGUUGACAAGCGAUUGGGACUUUUCUCGGUGGACGAGGAACAAGUUAGUCCCCUGGCGGUGUACGAAGGAUGCCAGCUAGGGCCUAAACCGCCUAUGAUCAAGCCACACGAAAUCUGGGUAUCGUUCAUCAUUGAGAUCGUCGACACGGCGAAAUAUUGCUGCCAAGAGAGCGUGGAGAUGGUCGCUCUUUUAUUACACCGCUCGUUACCCAUGAACGUUGGUGCUAACAACGAAGAGCCUCAGCUAAGCCGCCACGUGGCUGCCGUGGGCGCGCGUUUCAAACUUCUCUCCCUGGGUCUAUUGCUGCUGCAGGGGGACACACUACCCAGAUCGUUGAGUAAAAAUGUGCUGCGCGAACGCGUCUACUGCAACUGCCUUGAUUAUUUCUGUCGCGAGAGGCAAACGCCUACUCAAGAGUUGGAUCAGCUAAGGGAGAACAUCGGCACGUUGAUCAGGUUCUGGCAGGCCAUGCACAGCGAGAAAAAGUACUUGAUGAUGACGAGCGGCGAGGCCGAGCUUGAGCUCGUCAGCCACGAAUCACUCGGCUCAUCCGGUACAGCAACUGGUAACGAGCUCGCGAAAUCUCCUGCAUCCAGUUGGAUCAACACGUUACCUCUGUCGGCAAGUAAUAACACGCUGAGUAAACGGAGUAAUCGCAGCAAGAGGCUGGCCACGUCGACAGUCUACGUCAAGGAUUACAUUAGAAAGCGUAACCUUAUUCUCGAGCUCCUGGCCGUCGAAAUCGAAAUGCUACUCGUGUGGGCGAAUCCGGGAGGUAGGCAGGACCUCGCAGUUCCCGGUGAACAAAGUAUAGCAGAAUGGCGAGCGAAAUCUAUGAACGACCGUUGGCGCGAUUACACACGACUCGCUUGGGAAAUCAGUCCAGUGCUGGCAGUUUUUCUUCCGGUGCGACUCAAGAAUUCUGACAUUAUUAUUCGCGAGGUCUGUCGACUCGUGCAGCUCAAUCCUGUGCCGGUGCUACACGUAAGCGAGGCCUUGCAGUAUCUUGUCACCACCGAGACCUUGCUCAACGACGCACCAAAGUUGGUCUACAUGUUGACAUGGGCGAGAUGCUCGCCAAUCCAGGCCUUGGCUUACUUUUCGAGACAGUUUCCGCACCAUCCGAUUUCCGCGCAGUUUGCUGUCAACGUAUUGGAGAGCUACCCCGCGGAUGCUGUGCUAUUUUACAUACCUCAGCUCGUGCAAGCGGUCCGUCACGACUCGAUGGGCUACGUUACGGAAUUCAUAAAAGCGAUAGCUAAGCGAUCGCAGGUCGUGGCACACCAAUUAAUCUGGAACAUGCACACGAACAUGUACAUGGACGAGGACAAGCAGGUGAAGGAUCCGAAUUUAUUUGAUACAUUGGAUGCUCUGGUGAAGAACAUAUUAAGUGCACUGUCUGGGCCAGCUAAGCAAUUCUAUGAACGAGAAUUCGACUUCUUCGAGAAGAUAACGAGUAUAUCUGGCGAAAUCAGACCGUAUCCCAAAGGACCCGAACGUAAACAGGCUUGUUUGGAUGCAUUGCGCAAGAUAAAGGUACAGCCUGGCUGUUAUCUGCCUUCGAAUCCUGAAGCUAUGGUUAUCGACAUCGAUUACAACAGUGGUACGCCCAUGCAGAGCGCUGCAAAAGCACCGUUCCUAGCAAGAUUUAAGGUUCAGCGAUACGGUAUCAAGGAGCUAGAAAAUAUUGCUAUGGCUGUGUCGGCAAACGGAAACGCUGAGGUCAACAAUGCUGGGGAAGAGACCUGGCAGGCGGCCAUCUUCAAAGUUGGGGAUGACGUGCGUCAGGAUAUGCUAGCUUUGCAAGUUAUCAGUAUUUUCAAGCACGUAUUCCAGCAAGUCGGUCUUACCCUGUUUCUGUUUCCGUACAGAGUCGUCGCCACUGCUCCUGGAUGUGGUGUGAUAGAGUGUGUACCGAAUGCCAAAUCACGCGACCAGCUCGGCCGUCAGACCGAUUACGGCAUGUACGAGUACUUCCUGUCCGUUUACGGCGACACGACGAACAAGAGUUUCCAAAAAGUUAGGCGCAAUUUUGUCAAAUCGAUGGCGGCUUACAGCGUCAUAACGUACCUUCUUCAGAUCAAAGACAGGCAUAACGGAAAUAUCAUGAUAGACGAGGAAGGCCACAUAAUACACAUUGAUUUUGGUUUCAUGUUUGAAAGCUCGCCAGGUGGUAAUUUGGGCUUUGAACCCGAUAUCAAGCUCACCGACGAAAUGGUACUAGUCAUGGGUGGAAAAAUGGAAGCUGCGCCCUUCAAGUGGUUCAUGGAGCUGUGUGUACAGGCUUUCCUUGCAAUAAGGCCAUACCAGGAAGCCAUCAUAUCCUUAGUAUCUCUGAUGCUGGAUACAGGUCUUCCUUGUUUCCGCGGACAAACAAUCAAACUUUUACGGAGUCGAUUCGCGCCUAUGGCCACUGACCGCGAGGCCGCAAUUUUUAUGUCGAAUGUCGUUAGGAACAGUUGCCUUAACUUCCGCACGAAGACGUACGACAUUAUACAGUAUUAUCAAAAUCAGAUUCCUUAUUGAAAAUAUAAAGCUCUGGACGCGGAGUUUUGCUUGUUACUGAACCAUAAACACAUACGAUUAUUUUUCUCGGCUGCGAGAAGCCAAUCGACGGAGAUGUUGUUAAUGUGAGAUAUAAUAUAUUAUUGACGGAGCUGUUGAAGAUGUUACAGUUAUUAUUUUUCUUCUUCGUUAUAGUUUCUAAGUGUUGGUGUGCUUUGGAUGGAACAAAAAAGUCGGCAGCAUUUAUCUUUGUAAAUGUAAGAUACUGUACAUGUAGUUGAAAAAAAAAAAAAAAAA
Copidosoma floridanum is the source of this 6873-nucleotide messenger RNA. It is a transcript of the gene Pi4KIIIalpha, whose product is annotated as phosphatidylinositol 4-kinase III alpha. Gene Ontology annotation, biological process: phosphatidylinositol phosphate biosynthetic process; phosphatidylinositol-mediated signaling. Gene Ontology annotation, cellular component: plasma membrane; cytoplasm. Gene Ontology annotation, molecular function: 1-phosphatidylinositol 4-kinase activity. The record is from RefSeq and is a predicted model, not a curated record. NCBI's taxonomy places the organism in Eukaryota, Metazoa, Arthropoda, Insecta, Hymenoptera, Encyrtidae.